This is a messenger RNA of Pisolithus orientalis, 1488 nucleotides long. RefSeq lists its product as uncharacterized. NCBI's taxonomy places the organism in Eukaryota, Fungi, Basidiomycota, Agaricomycetes, Boletales, Pisolithaceae. The record is from RefSeq and is a predicted model, not a curated record. Gene Ontology annotation, cellular component: mitochondrion. The coding region runs from base 1 to 1488 and encodes 495 amino acids. Gene Ontology annotation, molecular function: serine-tRNA ligase activity; ATP binding; tRNA binding. Gene Ontology annotation, biological process: mitochondrial seryl-tRNA aminoacylation. The transcript has 3 exons.
AUGUCCACCAUCCUGCGGUGGACCGUUUCCAAAUGGCGCUGCCGUUGUCUCUGCUCGACCUUUCAACCAGGUCGUCGGUCACAUUCGAAAUCCGUCUCCGACACAGCGGUCCUCCCCAAGCCCAGACUCGACUAUAAUGCCAUCUCUGAAUCCAUAGUGUAUAAAUCACAUAACGCGUUUAACAGGAAAUAUCCCUUGCCAGUCGGUGCUCUCCAAUCCAUCGCGCGCACGCACGCGGAGCAGAAGGAAUUAUCCAGUCAGCUUAGUAUGAAACGUCACUUGCGAUCCACCAUGGGCGACCGCAUUCGUAUGAUCAAAGAUCCAACGGAAAAGCAAUUUUUACUAGGGGAGGCUAAGACACUGAAGACGGAAAUCACACAACUUGAGGAGAACCUGGCUGUAGCUGAAGAAACGCUCCUGAACCUCGCAUUACAACUUCCGAACGAUACGCAUCCCGAUGCCCCCAUUGGCCCAGAGGAUGCUGCCACUGUCCUAUCUACUCACGGCCCUCCCCCAAUGCCCGCCAGUGCUGACCGUGACCACACGGAAGCUGGGCGGGCUCUGGCUCUAUUUGACUUCGAGUCGGCAGCAAUCGUUACAGGAUCAUCAUGGUAUUACUUGCAGGGGGAGGCUGCACUGCUUGAAAGUGCUUUGACGAACUAUGCUAUCUCGAUCGCUCUCAAACAUGGCUUCAAGUUUGUUACGACACCAGAUGUUGUUCGUGAGGAUAUUGCCUCCCGGUGCGGUUUCCAACCCAGAGACCAGCAAUCCGGCAGCUCUGCUUCUCAAACGUACUUCAUUGCUGACUCACAUCCUGAGCUUGUACUCUCAGGAACCGCGGAAAUACCAUUGGCUGGCAUGUUCGCAAAUAAGAUAUUUCCUGAAAAUACCCUGCCAAUGAAAGUCGUUGGACUUGGUCGGGCUUUCCGAGCAGAGGCAGGCUCCCGAGGCGCAGAUACCCGAGGCCUGUACCGUGUUCAUCAGUUCACGAAGGUAGAACUUUUUGCUGUAUGCGAAGACGAUGACAGCGAGCGUAUCAUGGAAGAAUUUCGACGUGUUCAGACGGAGAUAUUUGAGGGAUUGGGGAUACCAUUUCGCGUCCUAGACAUGCCGACCGAGGAACUAGGUGCCAGCGCAUUUAGGAAGUAUGAUAUGGAAGCUUGGAUGCCUGGUCGUGGACGCUGGGGCGAGAUUUCUUCGACGUCGAACUGUACCGACUAUCAGGCUCGCCGUUUACAUAUUCGUUAUCGUCGACCUGCUGCACCCCAAGCCUCUGCCAAUGGACCUUCCACCCACGGGUCGUCACAGUCAGCGACAGCAUUUGCACACACGCUCAACGGCACAGCAGCUGCCAUUCCUCGACUUAUCUUGGCACUGGUGGAGAAUGGUGCAAGGUUUAAUGAAGAGGGGAAAGUCGUAGGACUUGACCUGCCAGGUGCACUGAAACCUUUCUGGCUGGCGCCGAGUAGCAUUGUACAAUGGGUUUAG